Messenger RNA from Capsicum annuum, 1402 nucleotides. Its product is annotated as hydroxyproline O-galactosyltransferase GALT3. The transcript has a single exon. Bases 247 to 1215 code for a protein of 322 amino acids. NCBI's taxonomy places the organism in Eukaryota, Viridiplantae, Streptophyta, Magnoliopsida, Solanales, Solanaceae. Gene Ontology annotation, cellular component: Golgi membrane. Gene Ontology annotation, molecular function: hexosyltransferase activity. The record is from RefSeq and is a predicted model, not a curated record.
GAAGAGAGAGAGAGAUAUUGGAUUGCAUCCUAACUUUUCCACAUGAUGAAAGUCAAAAGCGGUAGACUCAGUAGCAUGCACGAUAUAGCCAACUAGAACCUUUAAACACAAGGAAAUAUUGUGCACUUUAUGAUAACAAAUUAAUUUCCCAUCGAAAUGUAUCCACUUAAUCUCCGUACUCAUUCUCCCAAACCUUCGCUAUUUAACUUGUUUUCUUAUUCAUGAAUCGUUGCUUUACAUGUUACGAUGAAAAAAUACAGUGCAAAUGGCAGACGUUUCAUCAUUUCCUCAUUUUUCUUCAUUAUUUUCCUUUGCGUUCUAGCUUCAAUAAAUGAAAUCCGAUUUGAUAGCUUUUUAAAGUUUGGUAGAUGUGCUUUUUCUCAAACAACAACUACUAAUUCUUCUGCCACAUUCUUUCUUCGUGUGAAUUCCUCCUCCUUGUUCCCCAACUACGAAAUCCGAAUUCUUAUAGGAAUUUUGACACUUCCCGAUCAAUACCAGAAGAGACACUUCCUGCGGCUAAUCUAUGGCACACAAUCUCCAGUAAUGGGUGCAAAAGUUGACGUCAAGUUUGUAUUCUGCAACCUAACAAAAGAAGAUCAAAAGAUAUUGGUAGCACUUGAAAUAAUGCGUUAUGACGAUAUCAUCAUCCUUAACUGUCAAGAAAAUAUGAACAAAGGUAAGACAUAUACCUAUUUUUCGAGCUUGCCAGAAAUUUUUUCAGUUUCUAAUAUCCAGCCAUAUUAUCCACCCUAUCAUUACGUGAUGAAAGCCGAUGACGACACAUACAUACGGCUUGAGAAUUUUGUAGAAUCCUUAAGGCCAUUGCCUAGGGAAGAUUUGUACUACGGUUAUGUUAUUCCAUGUCCUAGCAUGGACCCUUUCGUGGACUACAUGUCAGGCAUGGGUUAUUUAGUGAGUUGGGAUGUAGUAGAAUGGAUAAAAGAUUCUGAUAUUCCAAAAAAACAUUUGGAAGGGCCAGAAGAUAAGGUAUUUGGAGAGUGGCUCCGAGAUGGUCAUCGAGCACGACAUAGAUACAAUGCCAAGUGGUCAAUGUACAAUUUCCCCGACCCACCCACGAGAUGCACACAUGAGCUGUGGCCGGACACCAUUGCAGUUCAUCUUCUCAAGAACCAACAAAAGUGGAUUCAGACACUCAAUUAUUUCAAUGUCACUAGGGAUCUUAAACCAUCUAAGUUGUAUAAUAUACCUUAGGCAAACACAUCAUUUCCUCUCCUUUUCCUAGUUCAAUAUAAUAUUUCUUUUCUUUUAUGCGGGCUAUAUAUAGAGAUUUAAACUAACAACAGUAAUUAAACUAACACCUAUAAACAUAUUGAAAAAAUAUGAAAUGACUAUAAGAGAUGAAUUUAGCAGUAUGACAACAGAAGAAGAACAAAACAAA